GCCGAAGAGGAAGAGUUGCGGAAGUGGAGACAGGCUCCUGACGGGUAACCAGGCUACCGAGCUAACCAGACUCGCUGUCCGUCUGACCAGGGAAUUAUCCAGCCGCCGGUUUGGACAGACACUCGAACUGAAGCAGCAAGAUGACAGCCGCACCUUACAACUACUCCUACAUCUUCAAAUACAUCAUCAUCGGUGAUAUGGGAGUAGGAAAGUCCUGUCUACUCCACCAGUUCACAGAGAAGAAAUUCAUGGCGGACUGCCCUCACACCAUCGGGGUGGAGUUCGGGACGAGGAUCAUGGAGGUUCACGGUCAGAAGGUGAAGCUGCAGAUUUGGGACACGGCCGGUCAGGAGAGGUUCAGGGCCGUCACCCGGUCCUACUACCGCGGGGCCGCCGGCGCCCUCAUGGUGUAUGACAUCACCAGGAGAAGUACUUACAAUCACUUGAGCAGCUGGUUGACAGACGCCAGGAACCUGACCAACCCAAACACAGUGAUCAUCCUGAUUGGUAACAAGGCUGACCUGGAGGCUCAGAGAGACGUGACGUACGAGGAGGCCAAACAAUUUGCUGAAGAGAACGGUUUGCUGUUUCUAGAGGCCAGCGCUAAGACAGGGGAGAACGUGGAGGAGGCGUUCCUGGAGGCGGCCAAGCGCAUCUACCAGAACAUCCAGGAUGGCAGUCUGGACCUGAACGCCGCCGAGUCGGGCGUCCAGCACAAACCGUCGGCGCCGCAGGGAGGACGCCUCAACGCCGACAGCCAGCCGGCCAAGGAGGGCUGCAGCUGCUAACUACAGACGGAAACUACAGAGCGACAGACAGACCGACAGACAGACAGAUACAGACACACAGACCCCCUUUCCACCAGGCACUAACAUGCGUCUCGUAUCUGGAGUGUGGAUGACUUAGAGAUCAUUUAGCUGGAUUACAUUUAACGUAACAGUGGCCCAAUCCAGCCACCCUGAGCCAAAUCCUGACCGCCCUCCGAUCACUAGAGUCCACUUUCGGAUCAAUCCGGAUCAUCCGUCCUCUACUCAAUUUGGAUCUCCCUCGGAUCAGUCCGGAUCACUCUCGGCCUCCCAUCAGCCCGAUCCCAAACACCUGUGUCCAAAUCCAGCCACCACCGACGGCCAAAUCUGAACCUUUCCUGCUCUUUCAGGACUCCCUCCGCCAAAUCUAAACACCCGCGACCCGAUCCCGACGCCGGCCCAAAUCUGGACUAAACUUCGCCCCCAAAUCUGGAUCACUCUUGGACCGCUCUUGGCAAAAUGGAUCAGUGAUGGCUCAUAUCUGGACCACUGUCGGCCUAAAUCGGAUCAACCUCAGCCCAAACUGGAUCCCUCAGAACUCCAAAUCACCCUGAGCCCAGAUCGGAGCCACUUUAGACCAAAAUCAACAUCACCCUCGGCUCAAAUCCAGACCUUCCAAAUUUGAACCUUUCUCGGCGUAAAACUGGACUACCCUUGACUCAAAUCCAGACCAUCCGAAUUUCAACCUUUCUCGGCGUAAAACUGGACUACCCUUGACUCAUAUCUAGAUUGCCCAAGGCUCGAAUCGAGACUAUCCUGAACCUGAGAAUAGAUUACCUUCAGAACAAAACUGGACAAGUCUUGGCUUUAAUCAUCUAUGUCCAAAUCUGGAUCACGCUCUACAUAAAUCGGGAUCCCCUGAAGCCUCAAACUGGACCACGCCCGACCAAAUCUGGAAAACCCUUGGCCCAAAUUCAGACACACACACACACACACACACACACGAUCUGGAAUGAAUGUCAUAUUUAGGUUCGGCUUGUCGUCACGAACCUUUUCCAGCGGGGAACUUUUUGCGAAAACUUAAACACACGAGCAGGAUUUGCUUCAACGAGUGUGUGCCUGGAUUUGGCCGCUGUUACGUCACACCGAGUAUUAAAAUGUCUCUUCAAUAUGUUUCCAAAUCGUAAGCUCUUUCCCUCCACUAAUACUAACGCCCAUAAAGUCCUCGUCUUGCGUGUUUGUCCUCCACGAGCGUCCCGACGUCCCGAUCCGGUGAAGGUGUCGCCGCCUGCUGGACUCGGUGUGUUCCUGCCUCCGUGUUGUUGUUUGUGGAUUGCUUCCUGUUGGGAUCCGUUUCAGUCUCUGCAUGUGGAUUGGAGACUCAUAACACGUAACACUUUGCUGUCAACGCGGCCGGAAGCCCCUCCGAGCGGCGACGAGGCCUUCAGGGUCAUCGGGUCAUCGGCGUCUCGGCUGCAUUUCGAUGUGUUUUUUAUUGUAUUUUAGUCCAGUCCAAACACCCAGAGAGCAGGUUAAUCCCCGUUGGAAAGUGGGUCAGAUAGACAGGAAAAUGGCAACACACACACACACACACACAGACGCAUGCAGGUACUCAGAUUGAUAGAUGCACACACCAACAUACACACACUGAAAAACAAAAGAACAGACAGACACACAACUACUCGUACAGCCUUACCUGAACACACACAUUGAGAUGCACACACACACACACACACAUACACAUUCAUAAGAUGCAUUAAUACACACACAUUCAUUCAAAUGUACACAUACACACAGCCCCCCCCCCCCCCCCCCCCCCCCCCCCCACCAUCACUGUAACUCAACACUGGCCUGCUAGCCUUUUUUAAUCUUUUAAUUGAAUUAAGUUAUUCAUUGAUGGAGUCGACAUUGGUUAUUGACCAAUCAGAGACACACGACAAGCCAGGCUGUAAACUGAUGAUGAUGAUGAUGAUGAUGAAGGAAAAACAAUAACUUACCUGAACCAGAAUGUUGUUACUGGUCCCUCUGCUGACCGUGAGUUCAGGCUGCAUGUCUUUUAUUUUUAAAAUUUUAUUUUAUUUUUGUAAUCUGUCGCCCAGUGUCCUUCGCUGUCACAAGGUGUCAUGUGAUGUGACGCCAUUUUGCAUCCCUCCUGUUUAAGUGCUUGACAUGGGAUGGGCAUAAGGCGCAAGUGGAAGUAGCCCAGUUUUAUUUCAUCGAUUAGCACCCGUUGUUUUGAUUUUUCCUGUCUUUUUUUCUUUUUUUGGGGCCGGGAUCACACUUAGUGCAACAAGGAGAAUCCAUCACCGCGGCGUCGAAUUCAUGUCUGUUUUCAUAUCAGUGAACUAAACUGAAGGUGGUUCUGCUUCUUGCUAGCGCUGCACCAGUUUUUCAGUAAACAAGUGAAUCAGAGUUGCGACGAAAACGCAGGUUCGCCUUAAACCGCCGCCAGAGAGGUGAGGCUGAGCGACUCUGGGAUCAGGACUGAGUGUGAUCCUCGCGCUGCACCACCCGUUUGCUCAGGCUAACUGGGUCGGUCACUAGUUUUAUUUGUUUGUUUGUCUGUUUGUUUUGUUGUUGAUGCAUUCCAAUGCUGGCUAGCUAGCAAAUUUCAAAUUUUCAGUUUUUAAAAUGAAAUGACUUUAAAUUGCUCUUGUUCCUCUGUGUUAGGGGUGAAAAAUCAGAUUUACACUUAGUUUGGCUGUCAGACCUCCAGUUUGUUUCCAGUGAGGGAGGAAGAGGAGGAGGAGGGGGAGGAGGAGGAGGAGAAGGAGGCCGGGGAAUACGAUGAAACAGGAAAUACAGAAACGUCGGGGGUGAGGGCUCUCAGAUCCAAAAACAAACAAAAAAACCUGAAAAAAACCCUGAUAAAUCUCCUGCCCUGCCGGUGUGGCCUGAUAGAAAUAAUGUUAUUUCUAACCAAAGGUCUGUUCACGCCAAGUCUUUUUGGCAAGAAAAAACAUGAACAACGACAUUUAAAAUUUUUGAAAAAGUUUAAAAAAAAAAAAAAAAAAAAGAUUUAUCUCUAUAAACUUUUUUUUUUUUUUUUUUGUUUUUUUUUUUGGAGUCGUGUCCAUGGAGCUGUCGAUCUCCUUCGUCUGUAACUUAAUGAGCCACAGGAUAGAAACCAAAACUGUGUUCAGACCAAGUUUUUGUGUCUCACUUUUUUGCAUUGCCUUUUUUUUUUUUUUUUUUUUUUUUUUUUUUUUUGCCAGAGUUGAAAAAUUUCAACUCUGGCAAAUACAUGAAUAAUACGAAUUUUGCAUUUUCUCAUCAGUCCUGACGUGGGAAUUUGCACCAUUUACAUCGGCCAGCAUGAACUUGCGUCUUUGCAUUGAUUUUGUUUUUAACAGCGGCGCGUGAAAAACCAGCUCGGCGUUUGGUCUGAACACGGUAACGGCGGCUGACGGCCAGAAGCAGAACACCUGAGGCUGCGACCGACCGCUGGCAAAAUGUGAAUCCAUCCACGGCGCCGAGGCGCUCAGACAAACCUGAGAUUCCACUUUUCAUUCAGUAGCAUAGCUUUCCCUGAGAACGAGGCCCCCUGGUGGCUCACCUGGUGGAAGUCCUUACCUCAGCGGGUCUUGAUUCUGAACUUGACCCUUUGCUGCUUUAAAUAAAUCAAUAAAUAAAUACAUGGACACUUCCUGAGAAUGAGUUGGAACUCCGUGGCGGCUUCUCUGUGAAUAUUAGCCAUGCACGACAUCCGCGUUUUAGGAAUCGACUCCGACUCCAGUUUCAAAUCUGGGAAUUGAUGGAUCCAGCUCAUGUAAAUGAUGUCAUGUUGGUGAUGUCAUGUCAAGUCGCCGUUUUCCCGCCUCUUAGCGACAUUUAGCCGAGACGGGGGAAACGCUAGACGUACUUUUGUCUGUCGGCUCCUCCUCCUGAUGUCGUCUGGACUCUGCAGCUCCGAGUCGAGGAGCCGACUCCAUCACCACUGAAUCGCUUUGGUGCAGAAAAACCUUGUGAAUAUUUUAUUCUUUGGUGUUUAUUUGCUUCGGACUCGGUGUGAAUAGGCCUUUAAAAGAAUCCUUCACGCUUUGGGCAAAAUCCCCUUUUCCCGACUUCCUCAGACUGACCAGAUGUUGGACAUCAUUUCCACCUCUGGACGUUUGAGGAAGUCUGAAAAACGGGAUUUUGCCCAAAACAUUGGAAAAUCUCUUUAAUCAGUGUCACCACGUUUUGCUAAUGAAGGGGAACACAGGCCAUUUUAAAGCAUUUUUAAUAAUCAGAAAAUAAUGAAUGAGAUUUUGCUGCAUGCCUAGUUACAGCAGAGCCGCCGCAUAAAAUUUUAGUGGAAGUUUUAAUCUAAAUCAAUGUAAAAACAAACAUUAAAAAAAAAAAAAGAUUUGUAUGAAAAAUAAACCUUUUUAACAGGACAAAAUGAAGCCUUACCUUCCUGAGCUGCUGGGUUUGCCAGUGUUCAGUUUGUUUGUGUUUACAACAAAAAACACAGCAUUUAUGGUGUUUCACUGAUCGGCCUGAUGGGGGCGCUGUAAACAUGUAAAAUUUAAAAUUCUAAUUUCAAGCUUUGAAAUGCUGCAGCUCUGAAACCAGAAGUGGAGCAGAAUCAGCUCCUCAGAUCGACGGAUGGAUCCCGGCAGGUGAUCCCGACAGGUGAUCCCGGCAGGUGAUCCUGACAGGUGAUCCCGGCGGCCCCGCGACGUGUCGGAAAUUUCUGGAAGUGUUUCUCAGUUUUGUGUCGGAGGCGCCGGACAGACGCGGCCCGCCUCCGCCCGCCGGCGGUAACGUGCUCUGUACAUUCGACUCUUUUCUGCGACGUCUGUUGAUUUUAUGUUGAAAGGCUUAACAAACAUGCUUCUUAUGAUUCUUUGAUAUUUAUAUUCUAUAUCUGUAAUGAUUUUCUUCAGCUGUACCUUUCAUUGUACAACCAUGAGGAUUCAGUUGAUAUUUGUAAAUAAAGUACAUAUACUGUA
Molecule: messenger RNA, 5683 nt
Organism: Myripristis murdjan (pinecone soldierfish)
Lineage: Eukaryota; Metazoa; Chordata; Actinopteri; Holocentriformes; Holocentridae
Product: ras-related protein Rab-14-like
Exons: 8
Coding region: 141-788 (215 amino acids)
Biological process (GO): endocytic recycling; Golgi to endosome transport; phagosome maturation
Cellular component (GO): phagocytic vesicle; trans-Golgi network; recycling endosome
Molecular function (GO): GTPase activity; GTP binding
Source: RefSeq, a predicted model, not a curated record